CAUGCCGUUUAAUGCCAAAUAUUCUGUUAUCGUGUACAGGUUAGAGACAAUAUGUGACUACUGAAGGUGUAUCUGUAGUUAGCCACCCUAAUAGUUGUAGGUGAGGUUGUAUUUAGCAAGUUUGUGUGGCGAACAGAGCCCAACAGUGAGGAUUUUAUCAUUUUAACGAUUGGUAGAAAGUACAACCUUUAAUAAACUUCGUAUUUAAGUGGAUAAAAUAACUAAUUUUCCGUAGAAACAGUUUUUUUUUAUGUUAAUGAUUUACUUCCUGUUUUUGGGCUGCUGUUUUUUUUACAGCCAAUCAAAUGGCUUUAUUUUCUCAGUCGAUAUUUAAAGCAACUGGGUGUAGUUUCCCUGGGUCCGGUCUGGCAGGGAAUGUUUUUAGCUUGGAAAACGUCCGCUUUCAUACGUUCAUGGUUCAUUCAGUAUUUAAUGUUGAUUCUUAUUUGUAUAUCUUUUGGAAAGCAAACAUCUGAAGCGGUCACAUUUUUCAAGUUGAGGAUUUGAUUAGUUGUAAACACUAAUUGUGUGUAUUAUCAGUUAAAACGGCCUUUUCGUCCUUGGUGUCAGACAAAACUUUUAAUUUAAAUGUGAGAACUGUUCCAAUCCAAAUGUAUUUAUUGACUUUUUUUCUGUAUGAAACAGGCAUGUCCAAAGUGAUGCACAAUUCUAAAACUGCGGGAUACAAAACUAAGUAACAUUACAGAAGAUAAAAACAAUAAAAUAAAACCAAUGAAACAGUGAAUACCAUUGGUUAAUAAAAAAAAAAAAAAAAACAAAGCUCACAAUUCUUGAUGUAACUUAAAUGUUUUGAAAAGUGAAAAUAGCAUUUAAACCUUCCAGUUGCUGACAAUUCCUGUAGGUUAAAGUUAUAUCGAUGCAGUCUUGCCUGAGGAGUCAAAAAACACGUGUUUUUGUUAGGUUGCUAUCGGACAAAACGUGAUGUAUUGGCAACCACAUGGCUGAUAAAUAAACACUUAUAUGAAUCCAAAUAGAUUAGUGGUUGCUGCUCUCUGUAAAGGUUAGUGAAAAUAGCAGCCAGGGCACGUGGUAAUGCAAAUAUAACCACCACUCCCCUUCAGUACAGUAAGUACACUGUUCUGUGAAAACAAAACCCUCACUUCCCUUUACCACACACGUUUCAUUUUUAAAAAACACCUUGGUUUUGUCAUUCGAGUGUCCAGAAAAAACCCUUCUGACAGCUUCUUCUGUUUGACCCAGUUUUGUAUCUGAUUUUUGUCUAUAUUAGGCUAAGACUGACCCCUUUCCUCUGAUUGUUUGCCUCCGUGUGGAAGACCCACUUGUAAGAGCAUACGUGUUUGUCAUGUUGACAGCGCUGGCUCGGGAGCGGAAAGGAAAGGCGGGGAACUUUGCUAUUGACGUUGAUAAGGUCAAGCGAUUCGAAGGACCGGAUUUCAGGCCUCACGGCAGAAAAACGUCUGGAACUCAGGAAUACGUGAUAGUGCACCAUCACAUGGAUGAACUGGGGUUCAUCUCCCAGGCGAGGGCCAUCAUUGCGGGCGGGCUGGCGGGCGUGGCGGCCGCCCUGGUCACGUAUCCCUUGGAGGUGGCCGAGACCAGGCUGAUCGUUCAGAACUGCAGGGAGCCUUCGUACGCAGGCGUGGUUCACACGCUGGCCAAGAUCCAGAGCACUGAAGGGCUUUUCGCUCUCUACAGAGGUUUUUCCCUCACUGUUUUAGGCGCAUUUCCCUUCUCUCUGGGAUGCUACGUCAUCUACACGAACGUGGACAAAGUGUGGCAGGAGCCUCCUUUCCGCUUCUCGCCUCUGCAGAACUUCAUCAAUGGCUGUCUGGCAGCAGGGGUUGCGCAGACGCUCUCCUAUCCUUUUGAGACUGUCAAACGCAAGAUGCAAGCGCAGAGUUCCCGACUGCCACAUUAUGGCGGCGUGGACGUGCAUUUCGGCGGCAUGAUGGACUGUUUCGUGCAGGUGGUCAAAAAUAAGGGCGUCCUCUCCCUCUGGAGUGGCCUUACCGCCAACACAAUAAAGAUUGUCCCCUACUUCGGCCUCCUCUUCGCCUGCUUCGAGCUGUGCAAGCAGGUUUGCCUUUACCGCAACGGCUACAUCGUGUCGCCGCUGAGCUACACACUGACGCCAGGCGUGGACCAGAGCCUCAGGCCGGCCGAGUUGCAAGAGGCAAAGCGCUACCUGAGGAACAGGAGCUUUGAAGCGGCCGGCCGGUCCACUAUCGGAAACCGCUGGUGAAAACCUCCACCGGCGAGGAAAAAUAACGAAUAUACUCUGACAGCACUUGCAAUAAUACACCUACUCAACCUCAUGAGAUCCAACACAAAAAUGUGCCUUUACAGUGAAUCUCCGUUUGUUGCAGGGGAUACGUUCCAGACCCACCUGUGAUAUAGAGAGACCAAAUAAGAAUAAUUAAAAAAAAAAAAAAAGUAUUCCUCCCACAUUCUUUAAACACAUUUAAACUUAUUAUAAAACACGUUUAAAAUUAUUCCUUGGCACCUGUUGUUACUCUUUUGGUGUCAAGAAUUGGGAAUCAAUCGUAGAACAUCACUUUGAGGAAAGGAAAGGAAGACUCUCACUUGCACAAUUGUCCAAAUAAGAGCCAAAGCGUGCUUGCGUCAACGUAUUUGGCACUCCCUGUUGAAUUUUACCGAGUUUUUGCCAAAGUGCGCACACGUAAGGAGCAGAAUGUGGGGUGGAACAGAAUAAUCGCAUUUCCAUAAAUUUGAAUGGAAAAAGAUGAUUUGAGAUACAAAUGUUUUGAAUUACGAGCAUGGUCACAAAUCAAACUCUCAAGUCAAGACACCACUGCAUUCCUUAGUGCCUCGUACUCUUUCGCUGUCAAAAAAUGGAAGCCAUAUAUAUAACAUCACUUUGAGGAAACUCGCUUGCACAUUUCUCCAAAUAAGAGGCGAAAUGUACUUGCACAUAAAAAAAGAAUCAAACAUUGUUUGUUUAAACACCAAAAUGGUCAACUAAACCAUAUCAUUUCAUCUAGCAAAGGUCUGCUAGCUUAAUCCUAAUAUAUAAUGCUGAACACCAUAGACAGGCUAACUGAAAUUAGUCCGAGUUUGGCAGGUGAUGCAAAGUUUGAGCUUUACAUAAGAUGCAGCCGCUUUUUCGUUCAGCCAUUUUCCUGAGUUGAGUUAGUGGGUAUCAACCACGAAUAACAAGUAGUUGAACUACGUUACAGCAACACCUGAAACUGAUUGGAUCAUUUUUCUGCAUUUUGCCUGUAAUCGACUAUUGCAUACAAUCGACCAACCGAAUAGAUGUCAUACUUAAACCAGGUAUCAGACUCAUUUUGAUCUACUGCAUAUUAUACAUAAAACAGGGAGGGGGAAAAUGGGAUUUUAAUGGCAUGGGACAUUUAAAAACCUGCGAAAUGGAGGCGGUGCUUACAAUAAUCUGCACUAUAGCGGGGGUUCACUGUACAAAGAUAAUUCUGGGUUUUAAGAGGCAUUCAUUUAACAAUUUGCUUUUUAGUAAGUAUAACAAACACUAUCUUACAAAUGGACCCCACUGUAUUUAUGUUUUAGUUCUGAUGCAUUUUUACACUUCUAACUUAUUGACUCAUUAAUGCUACUUUUUUGUACAUUUUCAUUUGAAUAGGCUUACUUUUAUUAUUUAUAUUAACUGAUUUUUUGUGUGUACCUUUUAAUUUGAAUAGUUUUAACUUUUAUGAUUUAUGUUACCUGCGUCAAUACAAACUAAGCAUUUGUAAAGGCAACAUUUUACAUUUGUGUUCCAAUUGUCAUUUGCAAUAAUGACAUAAUAAUAAUAAUAACAUGACAUAAUUAAAUGAUUUAUUCCUUCUAUCUCUUUUUCCUGUCAGUGUUAAAAGGAAGUACAUUUAGUUUGUAUAGCGCCUUUCACAGAGAGGCCCCAGAAAGUGCUUUACAUGCCUAAAAUUCACCUCCAAACAUGGUAGUGUUAACUCACAAACAUGAUGGUGCUAAUACAAGAAAAUGUUGAUCAAAACAAGUCCUAAGUUUUUCAAAUGCUUUUUGUGUGUUAUAACCUCUUUCUAUCAGGGAGAUGACACACCAAGUCCGCCACAAUUCUUCACGGAAUCGAGUAAAUCUGAGUUUAUAAUAGUCAAGUGCACAUUGCAUCUUUGUCUUGCCACCACAAAGGACUGUAUUAACAUAUGUGCCUUGAUAUAAUUUAUUUCGGUUAUUACAGCACACAAAAGAUGGAUGUAUGAGGAAUAUUUGAAACUGCUGUACAAUUUAGUGUGCGAUGUUUUGAAAUGAAUAUUGACAUGUUUUUUUGAUUGAUGCUACUUGAAUCAAUAAAAAAAAAUACUGUUAUAUAAGGAAUUUAGUAUAUCAUUGAGUCCCAACCACUGUGCGGGAAGUUAUCCAAUUUCACUUAAUUGGCCCGAAUGUUAGGAUUUGUUUGCUGUAAAUAAUGUAUCUUUGUUUGUCAAUCUCGCGGCACGGUGGCCGACUGGUUAGAGCGUCAGCCUCACAGUUCUGAGGACCCGGGUUCAAUCCCCGGCCCCGCCUGUGUGGAGUUUGCAUGUUCUCCCCGUGCCUGCGUGGGUUUUCUCCGGGCACUCCGGUUUCCUCCCACAUCCCAAAAACAUGCAUGAAUUGGAGACUCUAAAUUGCCCGUAGGCAUGACUGUGAGUGCGAAUGGUUGUUUGUUCCUAUGUGCCCUGCGAUUGGCUGGCAACCAGUUCAGGGUGUACCCCGCCUCCUGCCCGAUGACAGCUGGGAUAGGCUCCAGCACGCCCGCGACCCUAGUGAGGAGAAGCGGCUCAGAAAAUGGAUGGAUGGAUGGAUGUUUGUCAAUCUAUGCCAGCAGCGUAUAAUGACAAGCAAAACCAAUAAAUAAUCUUCCACUAGAUAGCAGAAAGUACAAUUAACCUGUGUAUCCACUUGCCAUUCAUACAACACAAUAAUCACUUGUUCAACUAAACAAAGUUCACCAACUCAUUUUAACAUAGUUUGUGAGUUUUUCCAGCAAAUAACUGGUGAAAAACAAACUGCAAAUAGGUGAACAUGCAAUUACGUAAGUGGAAACAAUAUACCUGUACCUUUUUGUUACAUGUUCGGCGGUGUGCUGUGAGAUUUUUCAAAUGUAAAAUAUGUGCCUCGGUGCAAUAAAGGUUGGGAAACUGAUUUAUA
This is a messenger RNA of Phyllopteryx taeniolatus (common seadragon), 5121 nucleotides long. It is a transcript of the gene slc25a43, whose product is annotated as solute carrier family 25 member 43. The transcript is spliced from 5 exons. The record is from RefSeq and is a predicted model, not a curated record. Gene Ontology annotation, biological process: transmembrane transport. NCBI's taxonomy places the organism in Eukaryota, Metazoa, Chordata, Actinopteri, Syngnathiformes, Syngnathidae. The coding region runs from base 1325 to 2224 and encodes 299 amino acids.